Geodia barretti is the source of this 585-nucleotide messenger RNA. NCBI's taxonomy places the organism in Eukaryota, Metazoa, Porifera, Demospongiae, Tetractinellida, Geodiidae. The record is from the annotation of a GenBank genome assembly.
AUGACGCAAACCGCAGCCUAUUCGGUGGACGCAUUCAUCGACGACGUUCGCGAGAUUUUCGACUCCACGGAGGAUGCGCUGGCCCAGGCUUCCGGCGUGGCGAAGCGCAUGGAGCUCCUGUUGGCCACCCCCGGCUGGCUGGAGGAGCGGCUGGAACUCCCCGACGAGGGUGGGUACGGACGCUAUGAUCUCCACCUGGAUGAAGACUACGGUCACCCGGGCGGCGGGUUCUGGCUGAUGGCUUCGGUGCAGAAGCCCGAACAGGACAACCUGCCCCAUGACCACGGCGCAGCCUGGGUGGUGUACGGCGUGUACGACGGCGCCAUCAAGCAGACCAAGUUUCGCUGGUUCUAUCCCGGCGAGGGAGUCGACUCCGUGCAGAUCCAGGAGACCGGCGACUUCGUUCAGGGGGAUGGCAAAGUAGCCUUCUUCCUGCCCGGGGAGAUCCACAACACUUUGAACGUGACCGAAGGUCGGACCGAUGGUCGCGCUGUGGUAGUGCGCCUGGAAUCCCAGAAGCUGGACCGCGUAACCCGUUAUCAGUACAACCCUGGCGAGGGCACCAUGGUGGUGAUGGACCGCUAG